AUGUCCAAGCCUCCCAUCGCCAACCUCAGAGACAUCUCCAUUGCCUCGCCGUCCCUCUUCCGCUCCCGCCUCGUCCUCCGCUCCGCCGCGCCCCCGACCUCGCCAUCCCCCGAGCUCGACGCCCUCAACAUCGACACCGUCUUCGACCUCCGCUCGGGCCUCGAGGUCUCCCACUCCUCCCACGUCUCCGAUUGCGCGUUUGCCGAGCAGUGGCCCGGGGGCCCGCGCCGCGUCCACGCCCCCGUCUUCGCCGACGCCGACUACGGCCCCGAGGCGGUCGCCCUCCGCUUCCACCAGUACGCCUCGACCCAUCCCGUCCUCGGUUUCGUAAACGCCUACCGCUCCAUCCUGAAAUCCGGCGCGCCGGCGUUUGCCACCGUGCUGACGUACCUCUCUUCCGACGAGUGGGAUGCGUCCGCGGAGAGACCCAUCCUUGUACACUGCACCGCGGGCAAGGAUCGCACAGGCAUCUUGUGCGCCUUGAUAUUGAGCCUGUGCAACAUCCCAGACGAGGAUGUGGCAAGGGAGUACGGUCUUACCACCCAAGGGCUGAAGGAUACGAAGCCCACACUUGUGAAGCGGUUGAUGGCAAUGCCGGCUUUUGAGGGAGACCCAGAUGGUGCCGAGAGGAUGCUGAGUUCAGCGCCCGAGAGCAUGAUGGCUACGCUUGCCAUGAUCCGUGAGGAAUGGGGCUCUGUUGAGGAGUACGUCGUUGACGAGUGUAAACUCCCGCCCGAGGCCAUUGCUCGUAUUCGACAGAAGCUCCUGGUCGCCAACUAG
This is a messenger RNA of Trichoderma aggressivum f. europaeum, 780 nucleotides long. RefSeq lists its product as uncharacterized. Gene Ontology annotation, biological process: dephosphorylation. The transcript has 2 exons. Lineage: Eukaryota; Fungi; Ascomycota; Sordariomycetes; Hypocreales; Hypocreaceae. The record is from RefSeq and is a predicted model, not a curated record. The coding region runs from base 1 to 780 and encodes 259 amino acids. Gene Ontology annotation, molecular function: phosphoprotein phosphatase activity.